GGGGGGGGGGGCGAAUUAUGCAAUUAGUUCCAAGACGAACCAGAGAAACAGAAACAAAGAGUAUGUUUGAAUACAUUAGGCCGCAGAACUGACUGGAGUUUUUAGAAGUUUUGAGACAGAGAGAGAGAGAGAGCUGAAAAUGGAGUUUUUCACAUGCCCUUUGUGCCACCGAUUCCUCCCCUCCCACAAAAUUGAGAGGCAUGUAGAUGAUCAUUUUACUGAUGAAGAAUUGUCCAGGGACUUGUUGUUGGCCCAAGAGGUUGUGCAUGCUCCACCAUCUCCUCCUCCUCCUCCUCUUUCUCUUCAAGUAUCUUUUCCUCUAACUCCUUCCCUUUUAAUGUAAAUCUGCACGCUCUGUGAAUCGCUUCACCUUAUUGCUGUGUUACUUUGAAACGGACUUACAAUAACAUCAUUGGUGGGAAUGAGUGUUCAAUGUUAUGGUUACCUUUUUGUUGGAUGUGUAUAUUAUAAGUUGGGAUGAGUAGGAUUUUCAAAUGGGAUUGUUGCAUUAUGGCAUAUAACAACUUGUUAAGAACUAAUUUUGGGAUCCGGAUGGAUUGCAUUUGUCCUGAAAUCCAUGUUUAAAUGUUACAUUUUGAAUUGUCGUUGUACUUUUUGUUUCACAACUUCCAAUCCAUAAAGUUAGAUAAGGGGUAAAAAUUGAUAUGUAUUUUUGAAAAAGCUGUGUGAAUUAUAAAGUCAAAAUAUCCGGAAUCCACAUACAUAUUUCAAUGAACCGCAAAUGCAACCAUAGCUUUUUGAAGGAUUCUCUUUUAAGAUUCACCAAUGAAUAUGGAUAUCAUUCAUUGUUUCUUGCAGUUUGAUGCAUUUGCUAGCCAAUUUUUAAUUUGUUGAGCUUGUGACGAUGUUAGGUUGAUAGCCGUAGAGGCGCGUCUAGCAGCAGCAGUACCUAUGGAGGAGGUAUAGAUAUUGAUUCGAAAUUCGCUUCGUUGAUCAGUUUGCAAACUAAAGAGAUCCUUUAUCAAGUUAAAGGUGAAAAUGGUUUGAUGACUUGUUUGAAAGAUUGUUUGACCUUCGAGUCUGAAAAAGAUGCCACUAGUAUAUUAUCGGGUUACAUCGAUCAUUUCCAAUGUCGAGAAUCUGAAGAUGUUGGCUGGGGUUGCGGGUGGCGAAAUAUCCAGAUGCUUAGCUCACAUUUGAUAAAACAAAGACAAGAGGCAAGAGAGGUUUUGUUUGGCGGUGCGGGAUUCGUGCCCGAUAUUCCUUCCUUGCAAAGGUGGCUUGAAAUUGCGUGGGAACUAGGUUUUGAUACACAAGGUUCUAAUGACUUCAAUAAUAAAAUUUACGGCAAAAGAAACUGGAUUGGAACCACCGAGUGUGCUGCGCUUCUUCGUUCUUUUGGUCUGCGUGCAAUGGUAGUGGAUUUCUGUGGUGAAGAGACCAACACGGGAGGCUCAGCUAAUAAAAUGUUGGUGAAUAAAAAUGUAAGCAAAAGGAAAUUAGCACAAAUUCACGGACCAAUGGACAGGUUUUUGUUUAAAGAAGAUCAGAAAGAAAGUUUUAAACAUUUAAGCAGUGAUGCUGGGAAGAAGGUUAAAGGUCCUGAGGUUAUUAUAGAGUGGGUGUGGAACUAUUUCUCUAAUAAUAAUUCCACUAAACUUGGUAGUAAGCGUGUUAUUCUCAGCGAGAAAGCACCCUUGUAUUUUCAAGAAGAUGGUCACUCGAGAACUAUUGUCGGAAUUCAAGCUGUUCUCAAGAGUAACAAAAUGCAUCAAUACAAUCUACUGAUCUUAGACCCAGGUCAUCAAACGGAAGCUUUGGAGAAAUCCAUGAAGCAAAACUUUGGGUGGCAGAAACUGAUAAAGAGAGGAAUUCACACACUGAAGAAGCACCAAUAUCAGCUAUGUUUUAUUGAGCCUGGAAUAGCACGUGGAGAAGAGAUCGAGAGGCUAAAGAUUUUGCGCGGCAUUCAUCACGAAAUCUAGGUCAAGUGUUGAGUUGUCUGUUUAUCUAAUCAAUUUAUCCCAGAUGGAAGACCCUAAUUUUGGGUUAUGAGGCAUUUUUAUCCUGGUUGCCUGGUAUAUAACUCUACUUCUUCUAGCUUACUAUUAGAAGUUAGUGUAAUGAAGUCUCUUGAAGAACUGAAUUAUCACCGUUAAUUGCUGUGCAAUUUGCUUCUGGAAUAGAUCAAUCCUUCUUCAUGGACUGGAGUUUGUAGAGUUUAGAAUAAACCCCUUCUUCUGAUGCUGUUACUAGAGAAGAGUGUGAUCCCAUUUCAACAACCCUACCUCGGUCCAUGACAACUAUGAGAUCAGACUUUAUGACUGUGGAAAGCCUGUGUGCUACUGUGAGUUGUGUCAUCUUAGCAUUAUUCAUUACGUUCGGUAACUCAAGUGCUGUCACCACGGCUCUUUCUGACUCUGCAUCUAGUGCACUUGUUGCUUCAUCUAGUAGCAUAACGGCCGGUUUCUUCAAAAGAGCCCUCGCAAUUGCUACCCGCUGCUUCUGUCCUCCAGAAAGUUGGCAUCCUUUUUCACCAACCACAGUAUUGUAUCCGUCAGGCAAGGUGCAUAUGAAUUCAUGAAUAUUAACUUUUCUGGACACAUCAACAAUCUCAGCCUCCGAGGCGCCUGGGUUCCCAUAGCAGAUAUUUUCUCUAAUUGAGAAACUAAAUAAUAGUGGCUCCUGUUGCACCAACCCAAUCUGUGACCUUAACAUCCGUAAAUUGUAGUCCUUAAUGUUUUUGCCACCAACCAGAAUUGUCCCAUCAUUUGCAUCGUAGAAUCUUAGCAGUAGUGCUAUAACAGAAGAUUUGCCAGCUCCACUUGGACCAACCAGAGCCACCUUUGAUCCGGCUUCAAUUUUUAAAUUCAAGUUAUUUAGUACUUUCAUCUCUGGUCUGGAUGGAUACUUGAAACAGACAUUGUGGAACUCGAUUUCCCCCUUGAUUCUGUUGUCAAAUGGUGCAUCAUUCUCUAGUUUUUUGUCUGGCUCAAUUUGGGUUUGCCGAUCAAAAGUUUCAAAAACAGGUGUUAGUAUGCUAAUAGCAGAUAACACUGUGGGUAUGAGUGUCCAAAGUUCUGUGAUGGAUGGCACCGUGAGCGAGAAAAUCUGAUAUGAUCGAAUUCCAUCCUCGAAUGUUGCUUGCCUUCUUUGAACCAGAAGAGUAGUGUACCAUAAGGCCACAGCAUGGGCGAUAUUCCAUAAACAAAUGGCCACGCCUUGAAUGAUUCCGUAUUUAAUGCUUUCUUUCCUGCCUUGUUUUAAUGGUUUCUUCAACGACAAUUUGGCCUUCUGGAGAAUGUGUUCUUCAUGGCAAAAGGAAGCAACCGUUUUGAUGUUUGUUGCAGAUUCUGAAGCUAGGGCAACCAGUUCUGAAUGGGCUGCAGUGCUGUCACUUGCAAAUCCUUUUGCGGAUUUUGCUUGUAUCAGGCCACCGAUGAAAUGGCAAGGCAUCACUGCCCAUGCCACCAGACCCAUUCUCCAGUUGACUUUCAUGCUGACAGUUGUUGCAAUCAAGAUAGAAGAGAUGCAUUGGACAAUGACAGACAUCCGGUCAGAAAUUAUUGUCUUGACCAUCGAUGUUUCAGUAAUUAUACGAGAUGUCAGGGAGCCGACAUUGUUUUCAGGCUUCUCAAACCAUGCUAAUUCAUUGCAUAGCGUGGCUACAAAAUGAAGAUUUUUCUUUAGUUAUUUAUUCAGGAGAAAGGCAGCAAGAUUGAUGGUGGAGUGGUCUAUAGAAACGAAAGACAAUCAAUAUUAUUAAUUACCUGAGUAUAAAGCUUGCCGGAGAUUUGUCAUGGCCUUCUCUCCCACUGUUCCAAACAAGUAAUGCUGCACAGUAUGGGCAAACAAUGACAGUAUCCCAAUUGAUGAGAAGAUUAACGAAUACCAUCCAACCCUCUGCUCGGCUUUAGGAUGGAAAUAUGCUACUCCUAUGGUAACGAUGAAGUAUCCAAACACAGGUUUGGAGACGCCAGCAAAGGCUGAUGAAAUAGAUCCAAUAAAUAUCUUACCGAACUCUUUCUUGUUUAAUCCAAACCAGAUUCUGAAGAAUAUUGGAAUUUCUUUAGUUUCUUUAUCCUCCUGCCCCUCAGGGGUCUUUCCGAGAUCAUGGUUCUGCAAUGUUGUCUCUUUAUGUUCCUUUGGUGUCUCAGAUGAACUUUCCUGCUCGAUUCCCUUAGUUUCUUUGGUGGAACUUUCUGGUCUGUGGAUAACCAGGGAAAAGGGAUCUUAAAUGAACAGAGAUAAUGUUUAGAAACUCAGGCAUCUGCCCUUUUUUCUUUUUCUUUCUUUUUUUUUUUCUUCCCUCAAUGAAUUGUUUAUGCAUAUACAGUUUACCUACCUCGUCUCAUUUUCUUGGUAGAUAUUCUGCAUUGUGAAUAAUUUGUGGUAGAAUUUGCUGGUUUCCAACAGGGAGUUGUGUGAUCCUGUCUCAGUAACCUUUCCAUUCUCUACAAUGGCAAUCAUGUCUGCAUUGACAAUGGUUGACAUUCUGUGCGCGAUUAAGAUCACUGUCCUCCCUUGCAUUGCAGUCUCAAGUGCGUCUUGAACUACUCUCUCUGAUUCUGAAUCAAGUGCGCUGGUUGCCUCGUCGAGCAAAAGAAUAGGAGGGUUCUUUAUAAUGGCUCUUGCUAUUGCAAUUCUUUGUUUCUGUCCCCCUGACAUCUGGACACCCCGUUGCCCUACCUGCAUGUGGGAUCAAGCCAAUCAUAGUGUCGAUUUGGGAUUUGUAAGCUUCCCCAAUGAAAGAUCAAAUGUGAAUUUAGAAGAAGGAUUGAGGUUACCCACGGGGCAUGGUUAUAAUGAUGACCAAGAAAAUAUAUUUGUACAGAACUAUUUUGGUAUCAACCUUGCCAUCAAUAAAGUUGGAAAAUUCACCAGUAAUUCCUUUUCAAUCUACCACUUGUCAUUUAUUUACUUUUCGUAUGAUUCUUAGCUCCAUUCAUCUCAUCAGUGUUUAUCAUUUGUUACUACACUAGCAGUGGCCUGGCGUUUUAAAUGUCCCUAGGAUUUCAUUUUAAGACCACCACCCACACCACCACCACC
Oldenlandia corymbosa var. corymbosa is the source of this 5010-nucleotide messenger RNA. Lineage: Eukaryota; Viridiplantae; Streptophyta; Magnoliopsida; Gentianales; Rubiaceae. The record is from the annotation of a GenBank genome assembly.